Pimephales promelas (fathead minnow) is the source of this 1964-nucleotide messenger RNA. It is a transcript of the gene c19h5orf24, whose product is annotated as chromosome 19 C5orf24 homolog. The record is from RefSeq and is a predicted model, not a curated record. Lineage: Eukaryota; Metazoa; Chordata; Actinopteri; Cypriniformes; Leuciscidae.
GAGUUAAAGCAGAUUCAGCUUUAUUUAUCUCCAUCGAGCUGAAGAAUAAACUCGAUGCAGAUCCAUCCACUGCGCGCACACUCAGCGCGCAUGCGCGUUCCCGUUUGAUUUCUUAAUAUUUAAUAUCAAUGGCUGACGCUCGUUUCUAAAGCAUCUCUCAAAAUUAGGAAGGAAUCUUUGACACGUUUUCUGAACACCAAGGUGAACGUCAAUCUCUUUGAUUUUGUCCGCUGGGCUUCGAUCCUAAUCAGUCAAAAUUCACCCAAAUUCACUCAAAAUGGGACAGAAAUGUCACAUUUAACCCUUUCCGUUCCGCUGUCGACAUUAACGCGAGAAGAUGAUGCGUCAGGUGUCCAGCAGCAGCGAAUACUGCGUGGACGGACGGCCCUCGUGUUUAGCGGAGGACGGGAGGCUCUCGCCGAGCCACUUUGAUUUGUGCCCCACCAAGUUUUACCAGUCUUCCCCCCCGCAGCGCUCUCGGCAGAUGUGCUUCGCGUACCUGCCGCCACCGCCGGUCCUCAAGUCCCCCUCGUGCCGCGAGGAGCCGCGUCUGCCGCAGGGGCCCGCCGGAAACCACAGAAGCGGGGACUCUAAAAAGAAGGGAGCGUCCGGGAGGUCUGGGAAACGCGGCCGGCCGGCGGGAACCACCAAAUCCGCCGGUUACAGAACCAGCACGGGCAGACCGCUGGGCACCACUAAAGCCGCCGGGUUUAAGACCAGUCCGGGCCGGCCCCUGGGCACCACCAAGGCCGCGGGCUAUAAGGUGAGUCCCGGCCGGCCGCCCGGCAGCAUCAAGAGCCCGUCUCGGCUGGGUAAGCUAAGCUACGGUUCCUGCAGCGGAGCGGCGUUCCCCUACAGCGUCAUGCACAGACCCGACGCUACGCUGAAGGAGGAGGCGGCUAAAGAAACACCAAAACUGUUGUUACAAGCUCCCCAGUUCCUCCUCGGCAGCUUCCCGGUGCGGCAGCAGAAGACCCCCCCGCCAGCGGCGCUCCUGCCGUCAGGGGACGCCCCCCCGGGCCCCGAGCAGCUCAUCUCCGCCACACUCUGGUCACGCUGAACGCCACCGCAUGUCAUGUCGGGUUGUUAGUGAGCUUCUUUCAUAAGCUUGAGUUAGAUAGUUAGACCAUAAUGACGAGUGCAAUAUUUUCAUCAUUCCAGCACUCCACCAAAGACCUCCAACAGCAUGAUUCCAGAAGAAACACAUGAAACAUGCACUCUUUAAUCACACCUGUCGUUCAUUACACGUCUUGUAAUAGUUACUUUUGUAUUGUGUUUAUGAUUCCGGCUCUGAUGGUUCAUGUGUUGGUGUGUGGGAAUGCAGCAGUGAUGUAAACAUGUUCUUAUUGGUUCAGUAUCACAUGACUCAGAUGAGUACACUCUUAGAGAAAAGGGUUCGAUAUAUGAAGCAUAGGGUUCUUUACUCAACUGCAAAGGGCCUUUUAUGCAAAAAAAAAAAAAAUGAUGAUAAUGACAAGAAAGAACCCUUUCGGCACAAAGGUUCUUUAUAGGCUAUUAUUCAUUCAUAUAUGACAUUAUUCUGCAACAUUUUGUAGUUGUAAUUCAAUUAUUAUUUAUUAAACUGUUGUAGUAACUUAAUAUCACUUUUUAGUCAUGCUCAUUUUUCGAGGAUAAAAACUGAAACGGCACUCUUCGUGUAAAAUUGAUUAAUUGAAUUUUUAACCCCCAUAUCUUGAAUUUUGUGAUCAUUCACAUGCAUUGCUUUUUAGGGGUUCCAAAUACGUAGCACUUUAGAACCUUUUAAGGUUCUAGAUAGAACCUUUUCUUCUAAGAGUGAUAGUGACUAUAGUAGCAGUGAAGAGAAGAGCUUUGUGUUUAAUAUUUACAUUCACACAAUCAGUGACGUGGGCUUUUCUUAAUUUUUCUUUCAUUUUCCACACUUUGUGAUACAGUUAGAAUACGAAUGUUUGUGUACAUGUUUUAUUAAAAUGUUCUACAAUCGA